AUGACUAGCAGCAGCUCCAACGGCCGAGACGUGGGAGACAGCAGCACCCACCGCUUCCAUGGCCCUGGGACGUUCGACUCCGACAAGGAAGAGUGGAAGCUCUAUCAGAUAAGAUUUCAAGCUUGCUUGGACGUCGCGAAGAUAACCGCCGACGUCGACAAGAAAAAUUUAUUGAUAGCUUCACUUGGAUCGACGACGUUUCAGCUGCUGUACACCCUGGUUCAGCCCCAGAAUUUCUCCGAGCUGACGUAUCAAGGCCUCGUUACACGGCUCCAGGAUCACUUCGCUCCGAGGAAAUUCAAGGAGUUCGAGCGAGCCAAGCUAUUUUCGGCGCGUCAAGAGGAAUCGGAGAACGUAAAGGAAUUCCUCGCAAGAUUACGGUCCAUUAUUGCAACUUGCGAAUAUGAGACGGAGACAAACGCCAGGAACUGUUCACUCUUGACGGCAUUCAUUGUUGGCCUUCACGAUUCCCGCAUCCGGGCACGUUUGGUAAUGGAGAAGGACCUAACGCUAGACACUGCACUGCGGCUGGCCGAGUCUUAUCUCAGGGCUGAAACGGAGUCCCUCCAAUUGAAUCGUCCUGACCAAAAUGCGCUGCACGUCGACAAAGUAAAGCAUCCUGCUUCUACCCCAGCCAAGUGUUUCCGGUGUGGCAACAGCAACCACGUAGAGUCUACUUGUCGCUAUCAGAAUGAAUCCUGCAACAGCUGCGGCAAGAAAGGCCAUAUUGCAAAGAUGUGCCACUCCAGCGACCGCAACAAACAACGAGGAAACCGGGAACGGGACGUCAAAACCGUCACGAACGUUUUCGCUACUCGCGAUAGAGACGGCGAAUUUGUCACCUGUCUCGUCCAAGGAAUCCCCGUUGAUCUGCAAGUGGACACCGGUUCCAAGCUGACACUACUGAACAUUGACACCUGGGAGAAGCUCGGAUGCCCGCCACUCAAGAAAAGUGAGUGCAACCUGUGUUGUUUCAAUAACCAGGCAAUUCCUCUCAAGGGACAGUGCGUUCUCAACGUCACACUAGGCCAACAGACCUCUGCGUUGGAAGCCGUGGUGACAGAGAAGAGACACACCGACUUGCUUGGAAGAACGUGGAUUGAUGCUCUCAAGAUCGACCUGAACCGAUUGAUCAAACAGCAUCUAUCAGCAACCGAAGCUCUUGCCCACUUCGACCCUGACAAGACGAUCUACCUUGCGGCAGAUGCUUCAUCAGAGGGAGUUGGAGCAGUGAUAUACCAUAAAAUCAAUGGAAGAGAAUGUCCCAUCGCUCACGCCUCAAAGACGCUUACGAAGACGGAGCGGAAGUAUGCCCAAAUAGGCCAGUAG
Ixodes scapularis (black-legged tick) is the source of this 1329-nucleotide messenger RNA. RefSeq lists its product as uncharacterized. The record is from RefSeq and is a predicted model, not a curated record. The transcript is spliced from 2 exons. The coding region runs from base 1 to 1329 and encodes 442 amino acids. Gene Ontology annotation, molecular function: zinc ion binding; nucleic acid binding. NCBI's taxonomy places the organism in Eukaryota, Metazoa, Arthropoda, Arachnida, Ixodida, Ixodidae.